CCAGCAUGAGUGGUUCGCUGAGGCAACUGAUGGAGGAUGUCCAGAGCAAGUUCUCUCUGACCGAGCGUCUGGUCCGAGCCAUCUCCCUCCGCGGACCCCCCCGGGACAGUGUGGAGGAACUGAUUCGACGGGGAGCGGACGUUAACGGCAGCCAUGGGACGCUGAAGCCUCUCCACUGCGCCUGCAUGAUGUCCAACACACACUGUGUACAACUGCUGCUGCUCAACGGGGCACAGGUAGAUGGAGUGGACGGGUACCAGCGAGCUCCCCUACACUACGCAGCAGAGAGAGCCCCCCCGUGCGUGGAGGCGCUGCUGGGUUGGGGUGCGGACCCGGACGUCCGUGACGGUAACGGGGCCACACCGCUACACUGGGCCGCCUUCAGGGGCCGCGGGGAGUGCGUGCGGACCCUGCUGGAGGGGGGGGCCAGCGUGGACCCCCGGGACCACCAGCUGGACACCCCCCUGGGCUGGGCCGCCUCGCGCGGGGACCCCCCCAUCCUGCGGCUCCUCCUCGACUACGGGGGUGACCCCAGGAUCCGUAACCGGGGGGGCCGCACCCCCGUGAGCAGGGGGGUGGGGGCUCUGGCCAGGGGCGGGGACAGACAGGUCUGUCUGGAGCUGCUGGUGCGGGCGGCUGGGGUGGGGGGGGAGGGGGGAGACACGGAGCCCCCCACCCUCAAGGGUCUCUGUCGCUACGUCCUCAGGCACUCUCUCAGUGGCCGCAGGUUCCUGCCCCCAGCCAUCCGCUCUCUCCCCCUCCCUCACUCCAUGCACGACUACCUCAUGCUCAGCUGCUGAGGCCAUUCUGGGGCUCUGCCCCUGGUACUAGCCCCCU
Leucoraja erinaceus (little skate) is the source of this 837-nucleotide messenger RNA. RefSeq names its product ankyrin repeat and SOCS box protein 8-like. Gene Ontology annotation, cellular component: nucleus; cytoplasm. Gene Ontology annotation, biological process: intracellular signal transduction. Lineage: Eukaryota; Metazoa; Chordata; Chondrichthyes; Rajiformes; Rajidae. The record is from RefSeq and is a predicted model, not a curated record. Gene Ontology annotation, molecular function: protein binding.